This is a messenger RNA of Candoia aspera, 801 nucleotides long. RefSeq names its product mannosidase beta like (gene MANBAL). The record is from RefSeq and is a predicted model, not a curated record. Bases 121 to 378 code for a protein of 85 amino acids. Gene Ontology annotation, cellular component: membrane. The transcript has 3 exons. Lineage: Eukaryota; Metazoa; Chordata; Lepidosauria; Squamata; Candoiidae.
GUUGCUAAGGGAGGAAGUACUUCCAGGGGGAUCGGAAGCGCUUCCUGGAAGCGAGGUUGGGCUUGGGUUGGAGAAACAGAGUAUUCCAAUUUUGUUGGAAGUGUACUUAAGGACCUCACCAUGGCUGCUGAGUUGGAUUUUUCACCCCCUGAAAUCCCAGAGCCUACAUUUAUGGAGAACAUCUUACACUAUGGCCUUUUCUUUGGUGCCAUUUUCCAACUCAUUUGUGUUCUGGCAAUAAUCGUCCCUGUUCCAAAGACCUAUAAAAUGGAUACUGAAAGCUUUGAGACAAAAAAUGCUGAAGUAGUCAAGAAACCCAAAACUGCCACUAUCUCAGUGAACAAGAAGCUGAAAAAAGAAACAAAGAAGAAACGGUAAAAUGGUAUCAUGAUGAAAUUUUCACAGCAACCUUAUGGCAACAAAUCAAAUUAUAUUGAAGAUGACACUGGCGAAAAAUGAACAUCAAAGAUAUGUGAUAAAGCUGUGCUUAUUCUAGUUUUGAGGAAGUAGAUAUACUUUUUAAAACGGCUUCAGGUUUAUUGUUUCAUCUGAUCUGUAGCCUAUAAGGUUAGUGAGAAACAUCUUACAGUUUGCUUCAGUAAGAAGAAAAAAACAUUUCCUUGGGCAGUGUUUGGGGGACAACUGGAUCACAGGCAUGGCCCAUCACACUGCCCUUUUCCAUGUUUUAAGCAGUGGGAUCAAGCACUACUACUACUACUUUUGUAUGCUGUUAAUAUAAUUGAUUCUAUAACCUUAUUGUUAUCCUUUCAUUUUCUUUUAUUAAAAAAUGAGUCCUGAUAA